AUGUCAACAACAGAGAACACAACAACUGCUAUCGUUCAUGAAGACAUAAAUGAAGAAUACGAGUGGGUUCAGUAUAACAAACAGUUACGUCUCAUUCGUUCGGUCAAAGACGAUAUGUACCAAGUGCAAAGUAUUUUGACAGCAUGUUUUGCUCCAGAUACCAAGAAACCACAAGACUGGUUUAGGAACCAAAGCACUAUUGAACUAUUAAAUGAAGCUGAAAAUUCGACUACGGAUUUUCUCGUAGUCGCAAAAACUCAUGAAAAUCGUGAAGAACAGCGAGUAAGUAAAAAACCCCAGUCGCCAAAACUCUAUGAAAAUCGUGAAAAAUUGCCAAACGGUUUGAGAGGAUAUUAUGUACAUAGACUUCUUGUAAAUGCUGUUGCAAUGUGGGCUUCACCUCGUUAUGCUUGGUAUAUUUUCAUGAUGUUAGAUGAAAUUCAUAGACAAGAACGUGAAGAGCUAGAGAACAAGCUUGAAGCAAAAGAUGAAGUCAUUGAAGCAAAAGAUGAAGUCAUUGAAGCAAAAGACAAAAACAUACAGAAAAGAAUACCACGUUCGGUACCAAAAGGAAAGGAAAAGAACUAUAAGUAUAUGAUUUAUACUGAAGAGAUGGAAAAUGAAGAAGACAGAGAUAUGGUUAUGUUGCAUUUAGUCAGAAGAAACAACAAAAGCUUUUACGACCUUGCUAAGAUUUACAAAUCUGACAGAAAUUGGUUCUAUCGCGAAAACUUACCGAUUUCAAUGACACCAAAUGAAGAUGUGAAACAAAUAGUUCAAGAUACGUUACCUCAAACACACUAUGAUAUUAAAGGUUGUACAAUACUUACAUUCAAAGAAGAUUUGCCGCUACUGAAAGAAAAAAUAACAGAGUAUUUUGACAACUUCAAACAAGCAGAGUAA
Molecule: messenger RNA, 903 nt
Organism: Trichomonas vaginalis G3
Lineage: Eukaryota; Parabasalia; Trichomonadida; Trichomonadidae
Product: KilA, N-terminal/APSES-type HTH, DNA-binding family
Exons: 1
Coding region: 1-903 (300 amino acids)
Source: RefSeq, a predicted model, not a curated record